Messenger RNA from Rotaria sp. Silwood2, 831 nucleotides. Lineage: Eukaryota; Metazoa; Rotifera; Eurotatoria; Philodinida; Philodinidae. The record is from the annotation of a GenBank genome assembly.
AUGUUUUUCUUUUAUAAAAUCUUAAGACUUGAACUUGAUUUUGGAUAUUUUCGAAUAUUUGGUUUAAAAUCUAAUCAACAAAAUCGACCAUUAAUAUUAACAUCAUCUUCAAAAUCAUUCAAUUCUUUGAUACAUCUAGAAUUUGAAUUAGCUCCAAUUCAUAAAAAAGCUGAUUUUCGAUUUCUUUUAAUAAUGGAACCAUUAACCAUUAUUUAUCAUGCCGCAACAAUCAAUGAAAUCGUUUCACAUUUUGAACCAAUUGAUAAAAAAACUUGUUCUUCAACUUCAAUAAUAAAACAACGAACUUUUCAACAAAUGGAAAAUGAUUUAUCGAAUAAGAAAAUCUUUGAUAUGACUAUGCAAAUCAAAGGUUUAUCUCUUUUAUUACCAGAAUAUGGAUAUUUUAAACAUUGGCGUAUUGCUGUUAAAAUAGCGAAAAUGGCUCAAGUUGAUUUAUCAAGAAUAAAUUUGACUAAAAUAAUUAAUCUUAAUCAAUCAGUUCCAUUAUUUUAUUCGAAUAUGAUGGAAACAAUAAAUCGAAUUAAUCUAUUUUUCAAUAUAUUUCCUCCUCAUACAAGUAUCGAAUCUCAUGCAUCAAUUAAUAAAUCUUAUUUUGUUAUUAUGGAUCCAAAAACAUCCAUCGAAACAGAUUUCUCCUGUCAUAUAUUGAAGACAAGAGAUGAAGAUGAAUAUAGUAAAUCAAUAAAAGUUAUAUUACAAAAUUUAUCAAUGAUACUUCAUUCAUCUUUAAUAUCAAUUCAAUCAUCUUGGCCAUUUUAUCAAAAUAAUGAUAUUCAAUUAUUAUAUUCUGAUACUGACACGAAACUAUGA